Molecule: messenger RNA, 5879 nt
Organism: Triplophysa rosa
Lineage: Eukaryota; Metazoa; Chordata; Actinopteri; Cypriniformes; Nemacheilidae
Product: segment polarity protein dishevelled homolog DVL-2-like
Exons: 15
Coding region: 3448-5625 (725 amino acids)
Biological process (GO): canonical Wnt signaling pathway; intracellular signal transduction
Cellular component (GO): cytosol
Molecular function (GO): frizzled binding
Source: RefSeq, a predicted model, not a curated record
UGUGGAUGUAAGAUGAUCUGGUAGUGGAGUGGGGUAGAGAGCAGGCAGCAGCUCUGUGGUGCUGCCGUGGUGAUUUGCAGUGUGUAGAGCCAGCUGUCAGUCUGACUGUGUGUGGUAGGGGACGGGUUUGGUUGCUGGGCUGGAGACAGGCCAUUUGCUUAGUGUCUGGGAUAGAAUCAACAGAAAGAGAGUGAGAGAGAAAGGGUGAGAAAAAAAGAAGUGGAGACCCCUUAGUCUCUCCAGGGCCCCUUUACAUUCUUGUAGCUUUUGUUUUACUUUUCCUAUAGCUGAGAUUCAAUAGCAGAAUUACUCUUCUCACCUUAUUACUUGAAGUGCAAGUCAUCAAAAAAGUGAAAACUGUGGAUGGUCUGCAUGCAGACUUAAAGAUCGGGUAACAUGCUAUGUCAUGCAUUCUGACUUCUUUACACUGUUGAACGGGCUGGCUUCUCAUGCUUAACAUGGUCAACUUGUUAAAAAACGAGUUGGACAUAUGACGUAGUAUUUCUGUGCUUGAUACACUCCCCCAGCACUCCAACUUGUUUCGGAAAGUUUCAUAACAGGGAUCCUAUUCCUUCUAUUGGGCAAUACUCCCGGAAAAGCACGUUAAGGCGAAAGAAAUAGCCCGCCCAUGCACCAACCGACAAGCAUAGGAAGACCCGCUUAUCAAGAUUGGCUGCGCUGUGGGCCUGCAGCUGCAGCUUGUUACUCUUGCGAUAGGGAGAGAAUUUUGAGCUGUGUUCGUUUGUUCACGGCAUUUUAAUGAUGGAUGUUAAAUAAACGGUGGAUAUAACGUUGGAUUUGGAGAUCAUUUGAAACUGAUAGAUGGCGUGGUCCCAGUGCUAAAAGAUGCCGGACAUGAACUGCACACGAUAAGUCAAACUAAGUCAUAUGUCUGUGUUUUGUUGGCAACCGGUGUGUACAUGCAUAAUGUAAAAAACACGAAGGGAUUAAUGCGAUGAUGUGUUGUGUGCGCAUGCUGUAGUUCCGUCCCACUGCCUGCCUCCAGCAGCUCGUGUUUUUACAGAAAUAAAAUUUGACCAAACUAAAUAUACUAAUGUAUAGGUACUCAAGAUGAAUAUGAGAUUGGCAGAAACUGCGUGUGUUACCUGAUCUUUAACAAGUCUUGAACUCAUGUUGUUGCUACAGCUUUUGUGAAAACCUGCUUCUCAAGUGGUUGUAGGUUGAGGCUGUGUUGUUGUGUGUUUGUUUGUGUGUGUUUGUAUGUGUGAGUUCAAGGGUUGUUUUUCAAGUGCAGAUGUUGGGCUUAAUUGCGGGUUUGGAUUGGUAUUGUUUCAAAGCGGUAAAAUGCAGGAGAGGUUUGGUCUUGGGAAUUUUCAAGUGCUUUGUCAAAUGGUUGUAUACUUGUAUCACCUGUUUAACAAAGUGUUCAGUUUGGUGCAAAUGCAGUCAGCUCUCUUUUCAGGUUUCAUUAUUUUAAAGAGACAGACAGAAAUGUACUAAAUAAUGUAUUGUCAUUGUAUAACUAUUAUGUUUUUUGUACAAUUUCUCAUACUGGACUUAAACAAGCAACCAACCACAUAGCAAUUAUCAGAAACACCCUAGCAACCACCUGCCAGCAUUGUGGUAGUGAGUUUUGAAUAGGCAAGCACCACUUAUAUUGUCUUGUGGUAAAUUAUGUGUGUAAAUAUAAAACAGUAUUUAUAGCAAGCAAAUAACCUAUAUAAACCUGUUUAAAUUUUUUGGAUAAAAUAUAUGUCGGUACACGAUCCGGGAUGCCUGCACGAUCCGUCCGUGUAUGCGCAUAAUGACUUAGUAGAAAACGCGCAUGCGCAAAUGAUAAUUCUGUUUUGCGACGAUUUACGACACUGCACGAUCUGUUCCACGCUUGCGCACCUUUGUACCGUGACUUUCACUACUGUCCACCUCUGGUCUCAUGUCACUUCUGUGUGCACACUGAAAGUGAAAGUGACCUAUUAGUCAGAUAUGGUGACCCAUACCCGAAAUGUGACUUCUGCAUUUAACCCAUCCAGAGCGUAGUGAACACACGCACAGCAAGUGGUGAACACACGUACACCCGGAGCAGUGGGCAGCUAUCACUGCAGCGCCCGGGGAGCAAGUAGGGGUAAGGUGCCUUGCUCAAGGGCACCUCAGUCGUUACCCGCCGGACCCUGGGAAUCAAACCGGCAACCUUCUGGUCACGAGUCCGACUCUCUAACCAUUAGGCCAUGACUGCCCACUCUGCGUUCUUUCAAGUCAUUUCCAUUGUCAGUUUGACACUUGUUUGUAGUUCUUUCUUCAUGUAAGUGCAGAUAGUCUAGGCAGAAAUGCAUAUUAUGUUCCUUAUUGUCUUCUGUAAACACCAUUGAAGGGAUUAUUUUCCUCAUUUAGAUUAUAUAGAUAGAUAUAUUAGCCUAUAUAGAUCCAUACUAAUACAAAAUUACUCAAUUUAAAGUUAACUAAUAUUAGCAGCUUUUAAUAAAAAAACGACACAAACCAUCUUUGACAAUACUACCGACUUCAGAUCGAAACACAGCAAGUUAAGUAAUCCUAUGGCCAUACAGCAAUGAAUCGCAAAGGGGAGUAUGGAGGAAACUGAAGGUUUGCAGUGACAGAAAGACUCAGACUUUAUUCCACAUGUAACCAAAAUCGUGUAUGUUCAUGUAACAACUCCUUUAUUAUUUUGGAUUGGCAACCACGUAAACACAUCGUAAUUCAUAGCGUAAGAUACAUUUAAAAACAUCAAAAUAGACCCACCGUGAACUGUUAAAUGAAAAACACAAUGUAGCCUACAAAAAUAUGCCGCCAGUUGUGCCGCCUGGCCGUCAAGUGUUUCAUCGCAUGCGUGAUACCAAUAGUGUAGGGAAACCGUGACGUUUUUACUACGUAAUUACGGGCAUGCACAUCCCGGAUCGUGCAGGCAUCCCGGAUCGUGUACUGACAAUAUACAUUAAUGUGUAAAGGAAAGGAUUGGCUAUAUUUUACACGUUGUGACUGGUCACCAUCUUUCUAAAGUUUUAACCAUUUCAGUCACUUUUAAUUACUCACUUGGUGUGGCAAAUUCGUUUUUAAAAGUAAAUACUAAAUAUUGUCUUCCUUAAUAUGGGAAAAACUCAAUUAUUUUAAUUAAUUUUAAUAAUUCUAAAAGAAUCAGCAAAUGGGGUUAAAAUUUGGAAGUUACAAAUGAGUAUAUCAUACAGGACAUUUGGAAAAUUCCAGCAUUAUGGAUGUGACAUUUUUAGUCAAAACUUGAAAUAGAAAUUCUCAGAGAAUGUAUUUUUAAAUGUAAUUAUCUGUUUAUAUUUUACUAAACCCCAGAUAAUAUGUCCAGACAUCAGAAAGUAUCAGUCUAUACGCAAGUUUUCUAUUUUAAAAAAAGGAAAUAUACACGUAUGGAUGUGACAAAAAGGAUGCACGUUUUAGAGACAGCAUACCUGUACAUUGUAUGAUGUCUGUGGAUUCAAAUGCAGAAGCAACAUUACCCAACAAAUGGAGAAGGAAUUCACCUCAAACCACCAAAUAUUGAAAUCUGAUCCAUCAGUAACGUCAAAACGUUUGGUAAAAAUCUUAAGGGUGGUAAAGGAGGAGAUCUCUGAUGACAAUGCCAAGCUGCCCUGCUUUAAUGGAAGGGUUGUGUCCUGGCUGGUGUCGUCAGAUACCCCUGCAGCAGAGCCUCCAGCCCCUCCUGUGGAGGUCCAACCUCAGCCCUCACCUCCCCCUCCUCCCCUACCUCCACCUCCAGCUGAGCGGACAGGGGGCAUUGGAGACUCCAGACCCCCCUCCUUCCAGUGGGUUCCCAACACUGCAGGCAGUCUGGAGAGCCUAGAUGAUCAGACAGAGACGGAGUCAGUUGUGUCUUUCAGAAAAGAAAGACCUCGGCCCAAAGAGAGCUUAGAGAAACAUGGUCCACGUAUGAAUGGUCAGUCCCAUUUGGAAAGACACCUGGAAGGAUAUGAAAGUGCAACCACAGUGAUGAGCAGUGAAUUGGAGACCACCAGCUUCUGUGAUUCAGAUGAUGACGAUACAAUGAGCAGGUUCAGUAGCUCUACUGAGCAGAGCUCAGCUUCUAGAUUGCUUAAACGGCAUCGCAGACGCAGGAAACAGCGCCCCCGGCUGGAGAGGGCUUCCUCUUUCAGCAGUGUAACCGAUUCAACCAUGUCCCUAAACAUUAUUACAAUCACUCUUAACAUGGAGAAGUAUAAUUUCUUGGGCAUCAGUAUAGUGGGUCAGAGUAAUGAGAGGGGAGAUGGAGGUAUCUACAUCGGCUCUAUCAUGAAGGGCGGGGCUGUGGCUGCUGACGGUCGCAUUGAACCUGGAGACAUGCUCCUGCAGGUCAAUGACAUCAAUUUUGAGAACAUGAGUAAUGAUGAUGCAGUUAGGGUUCUACGUGAGAUUGUGCACAAGCCAGGACCCAUCACCCUGACAGUAGCAAAAUGUUGGGACCCCUCUCCUCAAGGAUAUUUCACUCUGCCAUCCAACGAGCCAAUCCGACCUAUUGACCCUGCUUCAUGGGUCAACCAUUCUGCAGCAUUAACGGGCGCGUAUCUGUCCUACCCUAGCAGCACAAUCACCUCAAGUUCAUCUGUCACUGAAACUGAACGCUUUGACGACUUCAGUCUGUCUCUGCGCUCCGAUAUGGUAUCGAUUGCUAAGGCAAUGGCAUCUCCGGAAUCAGGCUUGGAGGUCAGAGACAGAAUGUGGCUGAAGAUCACCAUUCCCAACGCUUUCCUGGGUUCUGAUGUGGUUGAGUGGUUAUACCAUCACAUUGAUGGGUUUCAGGAUAGACGAGAAGCUCGUAAAUAUGCCAGUAACCUACUGAAGGCCGGUUUCAUCCGACACACCGUCAACAAGAUCACCUUCUCUGAACAGUGUUAUUACAUAUUCGGAGAUUUUAGCAAUUGUGAAAAUUAUAUGGCCAAUUUAUCUCUUAAUGAUAAUGAUGGCUCCAGUGGUGCUUCAGACCAGGAUACUUUGGCUCCUCUUCCACUGCCAGGGGCGACGUCAUGGCCCCUGCUUCACUCUUUCCCGUACCAGUAUCCUCAACCUUACUCCAGUCAGCCACCUCCCUACCACGAGCUCUCCAACUACAGCUAUGGCCCAGGCAGUGCAGGCAGCCAGCACAGUGAAGGUAGUCACAGCAGUGGCUCCACACGCAGUGAUGGGGACAGGAGAAGAGGCAGCAAGAGUGUAGCUGGGAGUAUAGCUGACGGCAGCACACGUGAUGACAAAUCUCCUGGCGGGGGUGGGGCCGACUCGCGUUCUGGAAGCGGAAGCGAAUCAGAUUACUCUGUUCGCAGCAGUCUGAGAUGGGACCGCGGCUCAGCCACGGCCAGUGAACAUAGCCGCUCAAGUCAACGCUCACAUCAUCGCCCCCCACCCGCUCACCUUUCCCCAUAUCCUGCUGGAAUCCCCAUCCCUUACAACCCAAUGAUGGUAAUGAUGGUGCCUCAGCAUCCACACCCACAUUUAGCACUUGGAUCCCCACUCCCACAAACCCCGACUUUGCCUCACCAUCCUGUUUUGCCACCCUCCAUCACACCUGGGGGGCCACCUGGAGCUCCACCAACCCGAGACCUGGGCUCAGUCCCCCCUGAGCUCACUGCAUCCCGACAGUCUUUUCACUUAGCCAUGGGCAACCCCAGCGAGUUCUUUGUGGAUGUUAUGUAAUGAAGGGGAAGGAAAUCAUGUGUAUAAGUUGGUGCAUGUGUGAAUGAGUGAAUGUUGAAAGAUUUGAAAUAAUGUGAUAACUGUGAGUUUUACUGUGUGCCUGGCAGUAAAUGUAGUUUACUGUAUAAGUGCAGCUCUCUCGAGUUUUUGUCUAUACUGGUAGGAACAGGGUUUAUGUAUACAGAUGGAACAUUAAUGGUAGCACAGAAUUUAAAAUCCAUUUUGUCUUUGUGGUAUUAAAUGCAACAAAAGAA